AUGCACCUUCAAGACCCUGGAAUCAGAAGGUUGAGCAGUUUGGAACAUCAAUGGGCACAUGAUGACAUUGAGUCAGCAACUUUAAGAGCAAAUUUAGAAGCAAUGAGCAGCUUCAACUACUCGGAGAGACACGAGGAGGCUCCAAAAGCACAACCAGUGGUGAAGUUGCAAAGCAGUCGGGCGACCAGAAGUGCACCGUCACAUACUCCAGAUCGGAUGCCCCAAUCACUUGCACGAACAAGGAGCCUCGGCUUGCUGCCGCCAUUACCGGGCAAGGCCAGCAACAAGCACCAGGAGCAUCAGGAAUAACUGGCCGCUUGGUGUCAGUGGUAGAAAAUCAUGUAGCCUAAGUUGAUGAAUCGACUGAACAGCGCCAGACAGCGUCAUGGCGGGGCCUAGCUUUUCUGCGUGUAUAUUUGUGAAUUUUGGUAGAUGUCUUGCGAAGUUAAAUAGCUACUAUUGAUCCGUUGCUAAAUGCUAAGACCUUAAUAACCCACGAUUUGAAUCUAGGUCGACCGCAAAGGCAAACUUAGUGAGUCGUCCCACGUACGCAACUAUUCGUGCUUGCUGUUGACACAGCGACCUUCCCAGCAUAGUGACAGCUUUGAAAAUUUGAUCGAGAUGAAACUCUGUCCACUCAGA
Messenger RNA from Klebsormidium nitens, 642 nucleotides. Lineage: Eukaryota; Viridiplantae; Streptophyta; Klebsormidiophyceae; Klebsormidiales; Klebsormidiaceae. The record is from the annotation of a GenBank genome assembly.